Messenger RNA from Ipomoea triloba (trilobed morning glory), 1863 nucleotides. RefSeq lists its product as uncharacterized. NCBI's taxonomy places the organism in Eukaryota, Viridiplantae, Streptophyta, Magnoliopsida, Solanales, Convolvulaceae. Gene Ontology annotation, molecular function: nuclear import signal receptor activity. Gene Ontology annotation, cellular component: cytoplasm; nucleus. Gene Ontology annotation, biological process: protein import into nucleus. The transcript is spliced from 8 exons. The record is from RefSeq and is a predicted model, not a curated record. The coding region runs from base 1 to 1863 and encodes 620 amino acids.
AUGGAGAUCAGGAGAGCCUUUGCUAGCUCCUCGAGACAGGGAAACCCCGGGGACAUACGUAACAAGAUGGAUUCGUUGGAAAAGACAGACCGAUUCUCCGUUGCCAUCAACCCUCGGGAAAUUGAACUGAGAGCGUUGGUGCAGACUGAUUGCAAAGAGAUGGAAAAGGCUCUUAAUGAUACCAACGAAAGCAAUCAUCAGCUGGGAGCUAGCCCUGAAAGUUUGUUGCAGAGAGUUAAUUCGCAGAAGAUGGCGUUUUCUCUGAAGAACUUCAUGGGAGAAGAUCAAUCUUUUUUCUUUGAGGUGGUCACCGACCUCUUCUCCGAAGACACAGGAGUCUCUCGUCCGGCGGAUUCCCUCUUUCACGCGGCCAUGGAAGAAUAUACUGAUGUUUUGGCCAUUAGACUCCUCGUUGCCAUCAGGAGGAGCCCGGAAAAGAUACGAAGAUUUCGUUGUUGCACUCUACUGAGGCGUCUUGUGGAAGGAAAAUGGUCCCACAUCCACCUUUCUUUUCAAGAAAGGUGCAAGGAAUUGUUAUUUCAGUUACUCAGGCGGGAACAAGAAUGGGACAUACUCAAAGGGCUGUGUGCAUGUGUGUCCAUCAUUGCCUCCUCCCAGCAGUGUGAAUGGCCAGAGUUGGUGGAUAUUAUGUUCGAAUGGCUAUCCCCCAAAGAAAAAUCGGUAGCAGGUAUCUUAUUCUCCCAAAUUAUUCCUAUUCCUAAAUGGUGGGAUACCUUUAGACCCGCAGCUGGCAAUUUAGGUCUAGCCUUCUACUCCAUGCUGAAGGAGGCAUCUGCAGAUAACAGAACCAAAACCGCAAUCGCGGGUGCUGCAGCAAAACUGAUGUUGCAUUUCCAUACUCCAAAUCAUUUAGAGUUGUUGGCCGCAGUGAUCAGCGUAUUUGGGGGCCCGGAUGUUGUUUAUGAUGAAGAUCUUGCGCUUAGUGCUCUUGAUGCACUUAAUAUCUUGGGUAGAGAAAAGGUAGAGCUGUUCACACCUCGUAUUAUGUCCUCCUUGGCAAAUGAAUGGUUUCCCCCGGAGAUGAAUAAUGAAUAUAUGAGACACCUGAUAGUGAAGUUAUUGAUCACGGUUGGUGAGGGCGGUGAUCAACAUCGUGAAAUGAUUCGGAAUUUUCCCAGUUAUGCAAUUGAGGAGUUAUUCACACAGUUGCUUCACGUGAUUUGGGUUGAGGAUGACAUUUCUUGGGAUGUUCAUGAAAUGGGUGCAGGCAAAAUGCCUAUGUCCUCUUCUGCUGACCAUAGUUUGAGGAGACUGGCAAUGGUACUGGGGCAAGAUCUAGUUGUGUCUUGUCUGGCUAACUUGCUCCCAAAUUACUUUAAUGACAAUGAUUGGAAAAAGCGUUACACUGGAGUUAUAUCCCUGGGUUUAAUUGCACCCAGCUUGAUCCCCUCAAAGACACAUGCAACAAUAGCAAUGUCAUCCUUCUGCCAGAAUGGUUGUUCAGAUAUAUUCAAACCAUACCUGGAUAAAAUGCAAAGGGGAUUGUGUGUGCUCUUGGAGACACCAGGAAAGACAAUAGAAGCAGCAUUGAGUGGGUUAGCCUCAUUAGCUGAGUCAGCCAAGGAUGAUUUUCGACCAUUCGGUGACACUGUUAUAGACAAGCUAAACAAUUUAAGAUCAAAGGAAGUUUCCAAUCGCAUGCUAGUUGCCAAAAUCCUACACUGCAUCACUGUGGUUGAACUGGCUGUUGGAAAAAGUGUAGUCCAUGUUGAAAAGACUUUUAUGGCUCUUCAAGCACAACUUGUAGGUGUUGAUACGGAUGAUGAAGUGAAAUGUGUUUUGUUACAGGGGGGAUUGCCAGCAACAAGGCAUUAUUGUGAGGAAGAUUUGGUUGGCCAUUGA